AUUGUUUUUAAGGGGGCAAACAUUCUUUUAACGGAUAAUGGACAUGUAAAAUUAGCUGAUUUUGGAGUAUCUGCACAGAUAACAGCUACAAUUGCCAAAAGGAAAUCUUUCAUUGGCACACCAUAUUGGAUGGCGCCAGAAGUUGCUGCAGUGGAAAGGAAAGGUGGCUACAACCAGCUCUGUGAUCUCUGGGCAGUUGGAAUAACUGCUAUAGAACUCGCCGAGCUCCAGCCCCCAAUGUUUGACUUGCAUCCAAUGAGGGCGCUCUUUCUAAUGACGAAAAGCAACUUCCAGCCUCCCAAGCUAAAGGACAAAAUGAAAUGGUCCAAUAGUUUCCAUCAUUUUGUGAAAAUGGCACUUACAAAAAACCCUAAAAAACGACCUACAGCUGAAAAAUUAUUACAGCAUCCUUUUGUUACCCAGCCAUUAAAUCGAAGUCUCGCUAUUGAACUUUUGGAUAAAAUGAACAAUCCUGAUCAUUCCACUUACCAUGAUUUUGAUGAUGAUGAUCCUGAGCCUCUCCUAGUGCCUCAUAGAAUUCAUUCAACAAGCCGAAAUGUGAGAGAAGAAAAGACACGCUCUGAAAUAAACUUUGGUCAAGUAAAAUUUGAUCCACCCUUGCGAAAGGAGACAGAGCCACAUCAUGAAUUUCCUGACAGUAGCGAUUUUUUGGACAAUUCAGAAGAAAUGUACUACACUGCAAGAUCUAACCUGGAUCUGCAGCUGGAAUACGGUCAUGGUCCUCAGGGUGGCUACUUCUUGGGUGCAAAUAAGUGAGUAAGCAACGGUGUUUUUUGCUUUAAUUCAGUCUCAUCUGUUUUAAUGUAAAAUCACAAGUAUGUGUUAAACAUGUUAGCAGACACGGAUGUGUUGAGCUUGUUUACAUCAGUUGCAAUUCCAAAAUCACUCUUUAUUUCUACUGUGGUAGCAAAGCCAAUGAUGCAAUUACAAAACUUCUCUG
Molecule: messenger RNA, 961 nt
Organism: Tinamus guttatus (white-throated tinamou)
Lineage: Eukaryota; Metazoa; Chordata; Aves; Tinamiformes; Tinamidae
Source: RefSeq, a predicted model, not a curated record